Messenger RNA from Parnassius mnemosyne (clouded apollo), 2072 nucleotides. NCBI's taxonomy places the organism in Eukaryota, Metazoa, Arthropoda, Insecta, Lepidoptera, Papilionidae. The record is from the annotation of a GenBank genome assembly.
AGUGAGUAACGCACUUCACUGCAUAACAGUUAAAUCUUAUAACCCUAUUAGAAUUACGUUGUUUCUAGUGAAUUACUGUUCAUUUCCUGAAUUCUUCGUUUGUAAACUUAGUCUAGUAAUCAUGGCGGAUGCAAAACUAAAAGAGCUAGUGAAAAAACGUGCUACUUUUAAAGCUAAGUUGACUCAAUUUGUCAACGUAUUGAAUAUAUACAAAAGCUGUGCGAUAUUAAGCCAACAUCGAGCUACAGUCAGACCAACAGGAGGAUCAGUUUGCCGAGCGUGAGCAAUUUGAGACACAAUAUUAUGGCGCCGUGUCGCUGGCACGUACCUUGCUCGCCCCUACGCUGCAGCCAACUUCGGAACCCGGUGAAAGGUCCGUGAUAAGUCAGGGUUCCACUAAUUGCAGACACGACUUUGUGCGGUUGCCCAAAAUCGACCUGCCGUACUUUGACGGCGACUAUCAGCGCUGGCUUGCAUUUCGAGAUACUUAUCUUUCACUUAUACACAAUAACAAUAGCUUGAGUGACAUAAACAAAUUACAUUAUUUGCGCGCUGCUUUAAAAGGUAGUGCAGCUUUAAUUGUGCACAGUUUAGAACUUAGAUCUGAUAACUAUGCCAGUGCGUGGCAACUUCUAUCAGACAGGUAUGAUAAUCCACGACUGCUCGUAAACAACCACGUACAAGCCCUUUUUGAAUUUGAGCCUUUACAAAAAGAAUCUAGAGUGGGUUUAAGAAACAUGAUUGACGUCACCAACAAAAACUUGAGGGCGCUUGCUACUCUGGGUGAGCCCACCGACCAUUGGGAUACGCUUGUUAUUUAUAUGAUGUCUCGCAAGUUAGAUAGUAUAUCGUGUCGCGAAUGGGAGGAGUAUCGUAAUACUCUUACCGGUUCUCCAACAUUACAACAUUUUUUAAAAUUUUUAAACAAUAGAGCAGACUUACUUGAAACAUUGUUUAAUAAUAACAAACAUAAUAUACAAAAACACAAAACACCUGAACCUUCUAAGUCUAAGAGCUUCAAUAUCACUACAGAUCACACAAUCAGUAGAAAUGCAAUGAAUGAGAGUAGCUGUCCCCUAUGUAGUGAUGAACAUUAUUUAUACUUAUGUCCCUCUUUUAGAAGCUUAAGCGUUGAUUCACGCAUAAAACAAGCUACAGCUGCUUAUGUAUGCCUGAACUGCUUGCGCCCAGGUCACUCCCAGAAAGGUUGCCGUUUAUCUCAUUGUAAGUAUUGCAAUAUUAAGCACAAUACCUUGCUACAUAAGGAACCUGACACAGAAAAUGUAUCAUCUUCUGCCUUUGAGAACAAUGUUGCCCUUUCCACAGACCUUGUUUCAGCAAACAUAAAUAUUAAUCAAGGCCAUAUCUUGCUAUCCACAGCACUAGUGAAGGUGAAGGAUAUUCAUGGUCACCUACACACGGCUCGUUUGCUUCUUGACAAUGGCAGCACUGCGAACUUUAUAACGCAGAGCUUGUGUGGAAAGCUGAAUCUGGUAAGGCGAGCAACGGACUCUACAGUCUCAGAUGACUCUCUUCUUACUCGCUUCUGGGAACUGGAUUCCGUACCUGCGAAGUAUCACAUGUCUUCCGAAGAGCGACUAUGCGAGCAGAGCUUUGAGGAAAAUACAAGAAGGUGCAAAAACGCAAAAGAAGAAAUGGCACAUCUCUUGCGGGAACCUGACUAUAGGACAAAUGGUUAUGGUGAAGGAAAACAAUCUUCCCCCACUGUUAUGGCUUCUGGGGCGCGUCACUAAACUCAUUCCGGGAAAGGAUGGUGUUGCGAGAGUAGCUGAAGUCAAGACCAAGAAAGGGCAUCUUCUUCGGGCCUGUAAUCGCCGUCGUCAUACUACCAAUUGAAGCGGAUUAGACCACUUCAACGCCGGGGAGCAUGUUGCGUUAUAACGUAAAUCGAAACGCAACAAUGACAAAUAGCCCGGCCCAAUCAAAAAAUACGAAUUAAAUAUAACGGUUCGAGACUUCUUCAAGACAAGAGAGCAUAGUUUUAACUUAACACAGUAGCUCACCUUUUAUGUACAUUUGUAAUUAUCUUUAAAUAUAGAAAUCCUGUUUUU